AUGGCCAAGGGAGAGAAUACCAAAAAGGCCGCCGGCAACGCCAAAAAGGCAGAAGUCGCUGCACAGAAGCAGGCAGUUGAGAACCAAAAGAAGGCCAAGGUCGAGGAGCAGGAAUGGUCAAAGGGCGCAAAGGACAGCUCUAAGGCUGCUGCCGCCGCCGACAAGAAAGCCGAAGCCGAACGCAAAAAGGCCGAAAAGGCUGCCCUCCUGGCCGAAGAAGACGCAGCUCUCCCCUCUAAGAAGACCGGAAAUGCAAAAACCGCCCAGAAGAAAUCGCGUGGUCUCGAUCUCUCCGGCCUGGACGGCCCGUCCUCUUUGUCCUCGCUCUCCGCAACCGGUAUCGACAAUGCCUUGGACGCCUUGUCCUUGACCACUGGCUCUUCCGACAAGAUUGAUCGUCACCCCGAACGUCGCUUCAAGGCCGCUUACACCCAAUACGAAGAACGUCGCUUGGAGGAGAUGAAGGAAGAGAAGGGUCUGCGUCGCCAGCAAAAGAUUGAGCAGAUUCGCAAGGAGUUUGAGAAGCAUCCUGAUAACCCCUUCAACCAGGCCAAUGCUACCUACAACAGUACGAGAGAGGACUUGCAGAACAUUCGCGAGGGCGAGCUGAACAAGAUCGAGAAGAGACUUGGUGGUCCUUAGAUGGUUUGAAGGGAGGGAGACACGAACGAGGAAGCGAGGCUGGCUAUCUUUUCUUUGCGGCAGAGAACUUGCCUUUUUAACGAUACCCUAUGCAUAACUUAGAUACAUGAGAAAGAUACAAAGGUGCUGAGAUAUGCGCCUGUUGCAUAAUCACACGACAUUCAAGAUUUGGGACUGAAGACUUGUUGCUAGCGGAAGAGUGGCACUGCGCUCAAGCAAAUGCUAAUCCUUUUAGCAUGGUGUAUUUGUUUCGAUGGAAAGCAGUUGCAUCAGUGAAGCUCGCGACGUUGCAUUGCAC
This is a messenger RNA of Aureobasidium subglaciale EXF-2481, 940 nucleotides long. RefSeq lists its product as uncharacterized. NCBI's taxonomy places the organism in Eukaryota, Fungi, Ascomycota, Dothideomycetes, Dothideales, Saccotheciaceae. Gene Ontology annotation, cellular component: nucleus. The coding region runs from base 1 to 642 and encodes 213 amino acids. The transcript has 2 exons. The record is from RefSeq and is a predicted model, not a curated record. Gene Ontology annotation, biological process: transcription by RNA polymerase II. Gene Ontology annotation, molecular function: transcription coactivator activity.